UGCGGCGCGCGCGGGCCGAGUGGAGGCAGAGCGACGUCGACACCAUGGCUGGAGGCAAAGCUGGAAAAGACAGUGGAAAGGCGAAGGCUAAAGCAGUGUCUCGUUCACAAAGAGCUGGACUACAGUUUCCAGUCGGUCGUAUCCACAGGCACUUGAAGACUCGUACCACAAGCCAUGGAAGGGUUGGUGCCACUGCUGCAGUAUACAGUGCUGCCAUUCUGGAGUAUCUUACUGCUGAGGUGCUGGAGUUGGCAGGUAAUGCUUCUAAGGAUCUCAAAGUAAAACGUAUCACUCCACGUCACUUACAGCUUGCAAUCCGUGGUGAUGAGGAGUUGGAUUCUCUUAUCAAAGCUACCAUAGCUGGGGGUGGUGUGAUCCCUCACAUCCACAAAUCUCUGAUUGGAAAGAAGGGACAGCAGAAAACUGCUUAGAAAGUUGUUUAACCAGCCCUCUUCCUCCCUGUCAUUGUACUGUAACUGGGACAGAAGAAUAAUGGGGAUAUGUGGAAUUUUUAAAACCGUUAAGUGGUAAAGCAUAGACAGUUGCCAUAGACAUGAUACAAGAAACAUUUAUAUGUUCUUAGGUUCAGAGUUUGAUAAAAGUACCUUUUCAUGUGGCAACAAUUGUGUAUUGAUUGGCUAGGUUUCCUCCCAUGUGUUUUUUACAAAAAAUGGAAUUGAUAAACCGUUUUUUACAAAAUUAA
Molecule: messenger RNA, 703 nt
Organism: Orycteropus afer afer
Lineage: Eukaryota; Metazoa; Chordata; Mammalia; Tubulidentata; Orycteropodidae
Source: RefSeq, a predicted model, not a curated record